Molecule: messenger RNA, 1620 nt
Organism: Triticum turgidum subsp. durum (durum wheat)
Lineage: Eukaryota; Viridiplantae; Streptophyta; Magnoliopsida; Poales; Poaceae
Source: the annotation of a GenBank genome assembly
AUGGAUCCCGCGGCGGAGAUGGAUGCCGGCGAGCUGGACGCCCUGCUCCGCGCGGCGGCCGACUUCGCCUCCUACCCAGGAACGCAUGGUGAGGACACAGUGAGGCAGUUCCUGGAACAGUUCCCUCUGCCUAAGCUGCUAGGUGUAUUGCAGAGCCAGGCAGACGUACCUGAGACGGUUGAAACUGUUGCAGCGUGCUUGGACAAAGUAUUUUCGUCCAGAUAUGGCGCUUCACUUCUGCCGAGCUAUGGUGAAUUUAUCCAAGCUGGGUUGCUCACAAACUCAAAUAGUAUCAGACAAUUGGCCUGCAAAGCGAGUCCAGACCCUCACUUUCAAGUUCUAUACCAGGUGGUACAUCUUCUUGACAAGGCUGGAGAUAUUGCUGUUGCUGUGGACACAUUUGUACAGCACAAUCUGUACCCUCUUCUGAUCAACUGCUUGAUUGAGGGAGACGAAGAGAUCUCAGCAAUUGUUUUGGAUGCCAUAAAGCGUCUAGCAGAAAUUCCUACAGGGACUGAUAUCAUAUUUCCACCAGAUGGUCAAGGAUUGCAACUCAACAAAGUGGCAGCCCAGUCAUCCUCAAUGGCACGGAUUCGCAUUCUAUCUUUGAUAGCUAAGCUCUUUGCUGCAUCAAGUUGUACUGCUACUGCAAUUCGUGACUCAAACCUUCUCAGCUUAUUUGAGGAUGAGAUAAAAGAUAGAAAAGAUAUGCUCAAGACCCUGAGUGCACUAGAGGUCCUCUAUGAGCUUGCGGAGCACCCUCACAGCAAUAUGUUCUUGUUAAAGACCAGUUUGCUUCAACACAUAACUGAUGUGAUAAACGAUCCCUCAGCUGAUUCUAUUGUACGGUCAAGGGCAUCAUUGAUCAGUGGGAGGCUUCUUUCUUCAGCUGAUGCUUUUAUGACUAUAGAAAAAUCUUGUGUUACAAAUCUGCUCUUGGCCAUAGACAAAAUAUUGAGGACGGAGGAAGGUCAAAAUACUGAUGAAAUUGAGAGCGCAUUGGAGACCUUAGGACUAAUUGGUACAACAACUCAAGGAGCAUGCUUGUUGCUCUCUGAUCCACCAAAUAUUGCCAGACAUGUGGUAGAAAUGUCCUUUGAUAGGCAGGGCAGGGGUAAACAGCUGGCCGCUUUACAUGCCUUUGGAAGCAUAUGUGGUGUUGAUCGACAAGAAGACCAGAUGAAACUGGAUGAUCAUCAAGCAGAAGAGUGCCUGAAGCGCUUAGUCUACAGCGCCGCAUCAAACAGUCCAAAAUUAACUCCUUCAGCUCUUCUUCUAUCAAUUCUACAACAAGAUCCAGACGUUCGGAUUGCUGGUUAUAGAGUACUGUCAGGACUGGUUGUCCGAGAAUGGUGCCUAAGGGAAGUUUGCUCAAAGCCAGAGAUAAUCGGAAUUGUUACGGAUCCAAAAAUGGAGACAACAAAACUUGGCAUGGAGGCACGGUACGCUUGCUGUGUGGCAAUCAACAAGGCCUUGUCAUCGUCGCACCUUCUUCAUGAACCGAGCCUUUCUGAACUCAUUGGAAAGCUGAAUGAGGCGGUCAGAAGGGGUCCCUAUCUUUCCGAGAAGAGGCCGCGUGUGGAGGCACAGCCGGUGGUCGGUACCAUGGAGAGGUUUUAA